AAGACAUGAAGUUAAAAAUCUGGAGUCGAAGAUUGAGAAACUGAAAGAGGAAGUGGAAACGUUCCAACAACAAACAUAUGAUAAACGUGAGGACAUACAAAACAUCGAGAAGAAGAUACGUAAGUUGAUGGAAGAUAUUGAACUCGAGAAAGACGAAUUAGCAAAGUUGGAGAAAAACGUUAUACCGGAACUAAAGAAACAGAUUGAAGAAGCUGAAAUAAGACUUGAAGUGCUCAAAGUUACUGUUGAAGACACAUCAAAUGCCAUCCCGGCCCUGGAGAAACAGGUGCGGGACCUGAUACUUAAUCUCACAAAAUAUGGCACUGAUGUAAAAGCUGAAAAGGAUAACAUUGCGGAACUGUACAGCUUGGUUCUUCAGUUGGGAAAAGACCUUUCAGAUCGGAAGAAUGAUCAGAAAGCACUCACUGAAAAGUUGCAGAGAAUAGAAGACGAACAAGCAAGACAAAACCGUCAAUUUGAAGAUGAACGGAGAGAAAAAGAAGAAUUACAAAGCCAGAUACAAAAACUACGUAAGGUGAUCGAGGAAAAGGACGCAAACCAAAUCAAACUGGAACAACAACUUAAAGGUAUUUCUUAUGCAAGGACAGCAGCAGCAGAGAGCAAGGUACAGGAACCUCAGGAUGCAGUGGAAGAGAAAACCACCAAGGACAAACACGGAAGGGAAGAAGGAAAGAAAGUGACACAGAAAGACUCCGACCCCAGUCAUGUCGCCGCCCUCCUUGCUGCCUGCCGUGAUGGGAACAUGGCAGAGGUGAAGCGUGUCCUGGAAUUGGGACAGGUGGACAUCAACUGUAGAGGAGGAGGAGAGCGCCAGACUCUUGUGAUGUGGGCAGCAGAGCGGGGACACAGAGAGGUGGUGGAGCUGCUACUGAGUAGAGGAGCUGAUUUGUCACUGGUGGACACGGACGGUAACAGCAUCCUUCACUACGCCUGUGGUGGGGGAGAUGUGGGGACGGUGGAGUUGAUACUGUCCAUGGACGUGGUGGACGUCAACUGUAGAGGAGGGUGGAGGAGCCGGACACCGGUGAUGGCGGCAGCACUGGAGGGACAGAGAGAUGUGGUGGAGCUGCUGAUGAGAAGAAGAGCUGAUGUGUCACUGGUGGACGAGGACGAUAACAGCAUCCUUCACUACGCCUGUGGUGGGGGAGAUGUCAGGAUGGUGGAGUUGAUACUGUCCAUGGACGUGGUGGACGUCAACUGUAGAGGACGGUGGAGGCGGACACCGGUGAUGGCGGCAGCACUGGAGGGACAGAGAGAUGUGGUGGAGCUGCUGAUGAGAAGAAGAGCUGAUGUGUCACUGGUGGACGAGGACGAUAACAGCAUCCUUCACUACGCCUGUGGUGGGGGAGAUGUCAGGAUGGUGGAGUUGAUACUGUCCAUGGACGUGGUGGACGUCAACUGUAGAGGACGGUGGAGGCGGACACCGGUGAUGGUUGCAGCACUGGAGGGACACAGAGGUGUGGUUGAGCUGCUGCUGAGUAGAGGAGCUGAUGUGUCACUGGAGGACUUGUACGGUAACAGCACCCUUCACUGGGCCUGUGAAGGAGGCGACGUGGGGACGGUGGAGUUGAUACUGUCCCGGGACGUGGUGCACGUCAACUGUAGAGGAGACUGGAGCCGGACGCCGGUGAUGGCAGCAGCCGACAGGGGACGCAGAGAUGUGGUUCAGCUCCUACUGAGUAGAGGAGCAGAUGUGUCACUGGUGGACGAGGACGGUGACAGCAUCCUUCACUACGCCUGUGAAGGAGGCGACGUGGGGACGGUGGAGUUGAUACUGUCCCAGGACGUGGUGGACGUCAACGCCAGGAACAACCGCGGGAAGACAGCGGCCGACAGGGCGAGAGGCAGGGGACGUCAUCAACUGUUCGAUCUCCUUGAGUCACGUGGUGCUCGGUGAAGUGGUUGUGUUGUUGGUGUAGACAGUGAUGAUGCUGUUAUUGUUUGCAAUGUAGGACCAAGUUUAGAAUUAUUGUUGUGUUUGAGGAGAAAAAAACUUGUUGAAAACAUUUUCAGACAUUUUGUCAUUUGUUUUCAUGUGGAUGUUUUCAAGAUCAGGUAAGAAGAUUGUUGACUGAGUGCAAUAUUUAUAUACAACAUGAAAGUCGACGUAGUGGUGGACAUUGAUAUGUGAUUAUGUGACAAACUGAGUCACAGAUAUGUGACAAACAAACAACAAACAAACAUCUCGAUCCACACUGAGGCCAUGGGGCGCCAAAUGUACAGUGACGGUGACGUCACAAUACCUAUGACGUCAUGGCUGUGUUACCAACCUGACAGACAGGGAUGGGGGAGUUGGUUUUCAGUUUGUUACAAAGAACAUAAUUUUAUUUCUCCUAAUGUUUUCUUGAUUUGUGGCAUCAAGUUAGACAAAGAACACCCGUCUAUAUAGGUACUCGUGCCGGUGUGUGGUCAACAGCACCUUCGACGUAGGAGACUUGUAUAUGUGAGCAGUCACACCGGCGACGGAGUCUGACAGGUCGCACAUCGGGUUUUCCAUUCGCACCUCAAUGAACCGGGGAAAAACCCACAGGCAAUCCAUAAUUACAUUGAACUUGUCUAACGUGGUAGUUAGCUCUUUCAACACCAGUCAACCAGAGGCAUUUACUGCCAUGACACCGAGUUCCUAGUGACUCUAAGGUCAUGGAUGAAGCCUAUGUUUAUGAAGGAAAUUAUAAGCUUGUAAAACGUUAUUGCUACUACAUCUCAUACACCAUUUA
This is a messenger RNA of Haliotis rubra (blacklip abalone), 2738 nucleotides long. Its product is annotated as poly [ADP-ribose] polymerase tankyrase-2-like. The record is from RefSeq and is a predicted model, not a curated record. The transcript is spliced from 17 exons. Gene Ontology annotation, molecular function: protein binding. NCBI's taxonomy places the organism in Eukaryota, Metazoa, Mollusca, Gastropoda, Lepetellida, Haliotidae. Bases 128 to 1918 code for a protein of 596 amino acids.